CUGGACCCGCAGGCUGUGCAGACGAAGAACUGGCACAUGGACGUGAUUGAGAUGAACGGGAUCAAGGUGGAGUUCUCCAUGAAGUUCACGAGCAGAGACAUGAGCCUGAAGAGGACCCCGUCCAAAAAGCAGACAGGCGUCUUCGGGGUCAAAAUCAGCGUUGUGACGAAGCGCGAGCGCUCCAAGGUGCCUUACAUCGUGCGCCAGUGCAUCGAGGAGGUGGAGAAGAGGGGCAUCGAAGAGGUCGGCAUCUACAGGAUCUCUGGCGUUGCCACUGACAUCCAGGCGUUGAAAGCUGUCUUUGAUGCUAAUAACAAGGACAUCCUGGUCAUGCUGAGUGACAUGGACAUCAAUGCCAUCGCCGGCACGCUGAAGCUGUACUUCCGCGAGCUGCCCGAGCCCCUCCUCACUGACAGACUCUACCCUGCCUUCAUGGAGGGGAUCGCCCUCUCGGAUCCUGCUGCCAAGGAGAACUGCAUGAUGCACCUUCUCCGCUCACUGCCUGACCCCAACCUCAUCACCUUCCUCUUCCUGCUGGAGCACUUGAAAAGGGUAGCUGAAAAGGAGCCCAUCAACAAAAUGUCUCUCCACAACCUGGCCACGGUCUUUGGGCCGACACUGCUGAGACCCUCAGAGGGAGAGAGCAAGGGACACCUCACCCUGGCCUCCGACAUCUGGUCCCACGAUGUGAUGGCCCAGGUCCAGGUCCUACUCUACUACCUGCAGCAUCCUCCCAUCUCCUUCACUGAGCUGAAACGCAACACACUUUACUUCUCCACGGACGUGUAGCCUGCAGGCAGAAGGCACCAGCUGCAAACACUCCCAGCUCCCUGCUGGGGGACAGGGACUGGAUCACAGCCCCCGCAGGGAGACCGGCCCGGACCCAGGACGGUGCCGCCUGCAGCUCCUGUACAAUUGCGUACCAGUGGCCCGGUCCCGCCCCAGGCGCCGUGCCUCUCUGUAAAGUAGUUGUGUCUUACGUC
Messenger RNA from Phaethon lepturus (White-tailed tropicbird), 983 nucleotides. RefSeq names its product active BCR-related (gene ABR). Gene Ontology annotation, molecular function: GTPase activator activity. The annotation marks the transcript as partial. The record is from RefSeq and is a predicted model, not a curated record. Lineage: Eukaryota; Metazoa; Chordata; Aves; Phaethontiformes; Phaethontidae. Gene Ontology annotation, cellular component: membrane. The transcript is spliced from 7 exons. Gene Ontology annotation, biological process: positive regulation of GTPase activity; signal transduction.